AUAUUGAAAUUAGAAUGUGAACAUGAACAUGUACAAGAAUGAGUUGGUUCAAUUCUAAGAGAAAGUCAAUUUGCUAGAAAACAAAUUUUGGUAAUUUGUUAAUUAUUCAGGGAUAUUCAAUUCACUUUGUAUGAUAACAUCCUAUUUGAAAAAAGAAUCUGUGAUUUCCUAUUCAAGUAUGUUUAAUGUCACGAUAUUGAAGCUUGAUGAUUCUUCAUUCUUUAUGCUUUCUUGUUCUGAAGGAAGAAUAAAGAACAAACAAUAAUGCUUAGUGCAGAUGCUCAAAUACGAUAUAUGAUCCAGUGGUUUCAAGAAUGGAGUGACCUACAAAAAUCUGAUUUUCUGCCAAUCAUGGCAGAAAGAUAUGCCAAUAGAGUAUUUGUGAAUGGUAUUGUCAACAGCCUUGCCAAUGUAGAAUGUAGAGACAAACCCAUGUCUCUUUUUGAAUGUAGAGUCAAAUUAUUCAAGGAGUGGUUUAUUCAAUGGUCUGUCGAUCAAAAAGAUUAUUUUUUCAAGCAAAUAACUGAACUGGACUCAACAUUUGCUGAAAAAUUAAAUUCAGAAUUGAACAAUGGUGCUGUUGCAAUGGUUAAUGGGAAUGGUGAUUUAGAUGGGGAGGUUAUAGAUGAUUAAAGGAUACUAAAUGUUUUUUAAUUCUAAUUAAAUUAUUAUUAGUUUUAAGUUUGCUACUGUUUUUAUGUUCAAGAAAAAUAUUUUAUUCAUAUUAAAUUACUUGCUAAAA
Harmonia axyridis is the source of this 742-nucleotide messenger RNA. RefSeq lists its product as uncharacterized. NCBI's taxonomy places the organism in Eukaryota, Metazoa, Arthropoda, Insecta, Coleoptera, Coccinellidae. The transcript is spliced from 3 exons. The record is from RefSeq and is a predicted model, not a curated record. The coding region runs from base 265 to 633 and encodes 122 amino acids.